AUGUCUGAUGCUGUCGGAAUCGCCACGAGUAUCUACUCACGGUGUGCAUCACGUGGUAUUUACGCUUGCAUCACAUGGUAUCAACGCUUGUCCAUCCAGACCGCGGCGUACCGUGGACGGGAAGGGCGCGGGGACAUGUGGCUGUUCUUCGGCUGCCGCAACGAGUCCCAGGACUGGAUCUUCCGGCGGGAGAUGGAAGGCUUCCUCGAGAGAGGCACCUUGUCUAAGCUAUCCACGGCCUUCUCCAGAGAUGCCUCGGAGAAGGUGUACGUGCAGCACCGCAUCAGAGAGCACGGUGCGGAGCUGAGCCGGCUGAUGCUCGAACAGGGAGCCUACGUCUACGUCUGCGGUGACGGUAACGCCAUGGCGCAGGGGGUCCAUCGCGCCCUCGUCGAGGCGUUGGUGGAGCACGGGGGUGCCGGGGUGGACGGGGAGAAGGAGGCUGAGGCCACGCUGCGCAUGAUGAAGGAAAAGAAGCGUUACGUCCUGGACGUUUGGUCUUGAUUUUGAGGCCGCCCCUUUUGAUCGCCCAAGUCUGGUCUUGGUUUUGAGAC
Messenger RNA from Ectocarpus sp. CCAP 1310/34, 554 nucleotides. The record is from the annotation of a GenBank genome assembly. NCBI's taxonomy places the organism in Eukaryota, Phaeophyceae, Ectocarpales, Ectocarpaceae.